This is a messenger RNA of Melitaea cinxia (Glanville fritillary), 853 nucleotides long. RefSeq names its product proteasome subunit beta type-1 (gene Prosbeta6). Gene Ontology annotation, cellular component: proteasome core complex. Bases 118 to 816 code for a protein of 232 amino acids. NCBI's taxonomy places the organism in Eukaryota, Metazoa, Arthropoda, Insecta, Lepidoptera, Nymphalidae. The record is from RefSeq and is a predicted model, not a curated record. The transcript has a single exon.
CUUGUCAUUUUGCAAUUGUCAAAUAUUCUUUGGAAUAGUGCAUGUCAUUACUCAUACAAAACCUUUGAAAUAUUUCUGUUAUUCAUAACAUAUUAGGUACCUACUUAAAUUAACAAAAUGCUUGGACUUAAUGAAAAUUUCCCUGAAUAUGCAGUGCCUGGUGCUAAACAGCAUCGUUUCGAACCCUACGCAGACAACGGAGGAAGCGUUGUGGCCAUCGCCGGCGAAGACUAUGCUGUAAUUGGAGCGGAUACUCGUCUGAGUACCGGUUUCUCUAUCUACACAAGAGAACAGAAGAAACUGUUUAAACUCUCCAAUCAGACCGUCCUCGGCGCCACAGGAUGUUGGUGCGACACUCUCACACUAACUCGGUUACUUCAAGCUCGCAUGCAGAUGUAUGAGCACGAACAUAACAAGUCAAUGUCCACUCCUGCAGUAGCUCAGAUGUUAUCUACUAUGUUAUACUACAAAAGAUUCUUUCCCUACUACAUCUCCAAUGUUUUGGCCGGACUAGAUGCAGAGGGAAAAGGUUGUGUGUACAGUUAUGAUCCUAUCGGCCAUUGCGAACGUUCCAACUAUCGUGCUGGUGGCUCUGCUGGAGCUCAGUUACAACCUCUUCUGGACAAUCAGAUAGGAUUGAAAAAUAUGCAGAAUGUGACAGAGGUACCGCUGCCCAGAGAAAAAGCUUUGGCACUUUUAAAGGAUGUGUUCAUCAGUGCCGCUGAACGUGACAUCUACACCGGUGAUUGUAUCUAUAUACUGAUUAUUACUGCAAAUGGCAUUCAAGAAGAGAAAUUUGAGCUUCGUAAAGAUUAAGUUUUCAUUUUUAUUAAAUAAAGAUUCAUAAAUAAAA